GUCGAGCGAGCCCCUUGGGGAUGAAGGUCUGCUGGUGCUGGGGCCAUGGAAGAUUGAUUACCUUUCGCCUGAAGCAGCUGGCCCAGCGACGACGAGCACGAUCGACGAUUCCCGUCCGGAAGCGCAGUAUUUGAGUCGCGAGGCUCGUGCGAGCGCCGAAUUGCGCACUGUGAGUGAUUGAGUGAGUGAGAGAGUGAGCGAGCGCAGGAUUAUCAGCGACGAUUUCGCUUGAAUCGGACCGGACCGAUUCAUCCAAUUUCUGGCAACCGCAUGUAAAUUCACGCGGCGAUUUGGAGACCAGCGUUCGGGAAAUAUGCGGUUCUGGGAGCAGGUUACGGGCAGUGGAGCUGACUCGAAAGAGCCGGAAGGGAGCACGUACGAGCAGCUGAAAAUGACACUGCACUCCAUGAAUCCUUCAUCUCGAAAGCUUCAGGAGUCAGCGACGGCGGUGCUGAAGAACAUGACGCCGCUUCUGCAGAAAUGCCGAUCGAUGUCGUUCAGGAAAAUGCUGAUGCCGAAUGCAGCGGCGGUGAACAGGAGCUCCCAACUAACAGAGCUGAUCAAAUGGCAGCAAGAAAUGUUCCACCGUAUCUUGAAUAUGAUGUGUCUCGUCGAAGAAGGACUGAGCGAGCAAGCGGAGUUGGAUGCGUUUCGUGCCGAACUGUUGCACACUCUGACUACUUCGCACCCAAAUGGAGAGUGGGCUGACUUUACCCGCGACAAGCUGCUGUUUCUGCAGGAUCUUUUCCAAUCAAAAUGUAUCUCGGAAGAGGAGUAUCACCAGGCGAAGCGGCCAAUUCUGUCACGGCUAGCUGAUCAAGGAGCAGAGCUCGACUCGCAGGACUUCAAGUUCAACUCGAAAGCAGUGAGGCAUACUGGCGAAUCAUCGUCAAGAGCAGAAAUGGAGUCCACAAGGAACGUAGCCGAGGUCGCACAAGCUCCAGAGGCAGAAUCGCCUUGUGACGUGCCCGCGAACUCAGGAUCAGCCAAGAAGACACCGAUCAAGCAUGUGAUGGAGGCUAUGGCCCGACUGAAAACUGUGGGCAGUGGGGGUAAGAGUGUUCCAGCAGGCACCGCAGGCAGCGAGGAGAAGCCCAGGGUUCCUCACGCGUUAGAUUUCGUUCGUCGCGACCCCUUCGACUGCCCCACGCGUGACGCUCCCAUCGCCGUGCAGAAGCCUCAGGACGUCCCUCUGGACUCGCCGCUGUACUUCGAUGCCAGCACCGGGUCCACUAGAGAUCUGCUCCCCGAGCUGUCCAACAAUGCUUCCCAAACUCAAGACGUAGAAAUGCCCCAAAGCCCUGGCUCUGUCCCUUCUUCUCCCAGCAUCGCUUCUUUCCUUAGCCCACCUUCAGUUUCCUCGGCCACUCUCGCUGAGCAGUCCAAGUCUCUUCUGAAGCCACCGAGGAAGCUCACUUUCACUCCUUCCAAAUCCACCCUCACUCCUUCUAAGACCACUGUGGGCUUCAGCCGCUCUCAGUCCACCAGAAUAGACUCCUCUUCCUCGCCUGUCGUGGCGAAGCCCGAGAGAUCCCUGAGUCGGAAGUUCACUGGCAUGUUUGGCAAGUGGCAAGGAUGGCAGACUGCAGAAGGGCAGAAGGAGGAAUCAGACUGCGAUGAGGAUGCCGACUCUGAUGACGAGAAGGAGAGGACGCCCAGGAAAACCAGCGUUUGGAAAAAGCUGGAUUUGUUGAGACCUGCCUCUUCUAAGAAGCAGCAGGAAGACGAUGAUGACGACUUUGGCAAGGAAAUUUCUGACAAAGAUCCCCUCUUGAAAGCCAUUGACAAUUAUCCUUCCGAUAAGAUUAAGGGUGGGUACAUCCAUGGACAAGGGCCGGACAUCAAAAAGCUCAAGAAGAAGGUGGCCGUCAGGGCAGCUCCGACUAACUUCUUCAUUGAUCAGGUGCUGGGCGACAAUAUUAAGACUGAACUCGCUAGGAUACGCGCCGAAUUGGCACGAACUAAUCCCGUGGAGCAAGCUUUCACAAACGACCAAAUUGAUGCCAUCGCAACCCGUUUGCCUGUCGACAAAACGGAGCUCAUGCGCUUCUUUCCCAGGUCUUGGUGCGACAGAUACGGUGAUAUUGUUCUCGAAGUGGUGCAUAAGGAGUUCAACACCCAUGUCAGUGAAAUGGAUGGUUUACGGAAGGCCGCGAAAGACAAGAAGGCUGCUGGAGUGAAAAUACCUGUAGGUGAGAACGAUGAGAAUAAGAAAGCUGGAAACCAAACCACUACUGAUAACCCUCCUGUAACGAAAUCUACGCCUCAGAGUAGAACCCCUUCUAGGCCCGUCUCGAGUAAAUGCUACACGACAGACGGGGCAGAGAUGAAAAGUGCUUCUGUACAUCAGCAACGAGAAUUCUCUCCCAUGACCACUCCAGGAGGUCGAGCAAGGCGAGGACUGGGCUUCGAGAAUGACCUCGAUGUGAAACUCGGAGCUGAGAUUUUGAGAAUGCCUUUUAAAAAUUUCAACGACGCUACUAAUGUGCGUUCCUAGCCCGAAGUAAAUAGGUUUGGAUUCAGGUGAAACAUGAAAGGGAAGGCGCAAGUUUUCCUUUACAAGUCCGUCGUGACAGGUGAUGCUGUGUGCAGUUCUUGCACAUAAGCUACCGCUAGGAUAAUGACAUAUACAUAGACAUGCUACUCUGAUUGAGCCAAAUCCUCGGCACUGAUAGAUAGAUGAUAGAAGUGAGAUCCCAAUGAGACGUUUCUCAGAUAGAUUCUUCGUGCUUCGUCUCCUUGAUUGACAAGGGGUAGUCAGCCAGUCGUCCCGCGAUACCGCUGGCCUGUAAUAUAGGUGCUGAAACGCCUUGACAUUGCUUGCGUCUCGGCUUUCGAUUGUUUGCUCGUAGUUCUCCACUUUAUAAGAUCCAUGAGGUGCAUACUUUGUGCAAGUCCUCGUGUGGAUGUUAGCAGUGGAAGCGUAUUGCUUCUCGAAUUCUUGUAAACAUAUAUUUUUUCUGAAUUUGAAAAUAAACUAACUCCAGCUGCACUGCC
Marchantia polymorpha subsp. ruderalis is the source of this 2997-nucleotide messenger RNA. NCBI's taxonomy places the organism in Eukaryota, Viridiplantae, Streptophyta, Marchantiopsida, Marchantiales, Marchantiaceae. The record is from the annotation of a GenBank genome assembly.